Messenger RNA from Polistes dominula (European paper wasp), 3742 nucleotides. RefSeq names its product daughterless. NCBI's taxonomy places the organism in Eukaryota, Metazoa, Arthropoda, Insecta, Hymenoptera, Vespidae. The record is from RefSeq and is a predicted model, not a curated record. Gene Ontology annotation, biological process: regulation of transcription by RNA polymerase II. Gene Ontology annotation, cellular component: chromatin; transcription regulator complex. Gene Ontology annotation, molecular function: RNA polymerase II cis-regulatory region sequence-specific DNA binding; DNA-binding transcription factor activity, RNA polymerase II-specific; protein dimerization activity.
AAAAAGAAAAGAAAAAGAAAAAAGAUUGACGAACGAAUAUGGAUCGAAGUUUCAAGAACAACAUGGACUUCAAGAUGAAUCAGCAAAACUUUAAAUUGAGUGAUUUUGGCCUCGACGGUAAAUUAUCAUCCAGCGUACAUUCGAAAGUGAUUCGGAGUUCGGUAAGGACCGGUUGUUCGUGUUACUCUCAAAUCGAAUCCGUUCAAAUCCGAGGGACAUUUUCGAAUAACGGUGAUAGUCAUAGUAAUAGUCUUGCACAAAGUGGGACCAAUGAACUAAACCUCUCUAGACUAUCUUCAAACGUAGGAAGAAGAGAUAUCGAUACUCCAAUCGUUUGCAACGAUCAUUUUCGAACUUCUUCGUCUUCGUCUUCUUCUUCUUCUUCUUCUCCUUCUUCCGCUUCCUCCGCCACUUCUACCUCUUCUUCUUCAUCCUCGAGUCAAGCUCGAAAGAUUGGCCAAUCAGCGAGUAACCUAUUCGUUGAUAGCUUUCAAACUUCCAAUCCAAGCAACAACAAUACUGCUAUUCCUUUGUCAGGAACUACUAGUUCGAUACUACAAGGAAAUGUUUCUUCGAUCCCGUCGCCGAAUUAUUGGAAGCAAUAUGGCGGCCAGGAAAGUGGGUAUGGCUCGGACGAAUUCGCACAAGACUCUCCGAGAUAUACCUCGUCAAAAGCUGCGGCCAUCUAUAGUGAUACAUAUUAUAUCGAUGGAAAUGCAGCGGGUACGGGUUCUAGUGAUCCAUGGACGGGAGGUGGCGGUAGUGUUCAACAACCCCCGUAUAGCGGAUACGCUCCCCCUCACCUGGCUCAACCAGCCUACCCCAUGCACAUAUCCCAUGAUCCCAUGGCAUACUCAUCGAUGUCACCGAACGGUGAACCAGCAGCGCCGAUCCUUGGUUCGGCUGUGACCAGUGCGGCUUCACUUCCGCCGAUGUCGACAUUCCGGGGUAGCGCGGCUGUUGCGGUAGCAGCAGCAGCGAACAGUGGCACUGGAGCACCUUCUCCAGCAUCUUUGCAAUAUAGUCAUAGUCCUGGCGCACCAACCACUGCACCAUCGGCGCCAAACGCCGCACCCACCAACAAUCAACAACCACCUACGGGGGACACUCUUGGCAAAACUCUAGCCUCAGUAGUGAGCACAAGAAUCUUUCCCACGGACCAAUCAGUAUCGAGUUACAGUAGUAACCCAUCAACGCCGGUCAGUUCGCCACCACCUUUAACGGGAUCGACACCAAGUUGGGCACCUGGUGCUGCACCGGUAUCACCACAUUUUACUGCAGAUCCCAAUCGUGGCACUAUUCACAUGGGAACGCGGAUGGAGGAACGAUUGGACGAUGCCAUAAAUGUUCUCAGGAACCAUGCAGAAAGUCAAUUAGGUCUUCAUUUAGUUGGCGGUCCUCAUGGUUCUAUUUAUUCUCACACAUCACCACCGCAGUUGGAUCAUUUGACAAGUCCACAUCCUGCGGUAACGGUAGCGCAACCACCGGGUUCAUAUCCUGGUCUUACACCAACACCCGAUACGGACGGUUCUAUUAAAAUAGAAAGGUUACCUGUUACAAAUGCCACAGAAUACAUCUCUCUAGAAAAGAGAAAAGAUACACCGGACAGUAGUGGCGGUGAAACAAAACCUUCGAGUAGCGAAUUAGCAGCUGCUGGUGUAAUUGGUACGACGACAGUUAAUUCGACGUCACAAGGAAAAGGAACGAAAAGGUCGCGUAGGUAUUGUUCGAGCGCUGAAGAUGAGGAUGACGACCCUGAUGUGAAAGCGCAAAGGGAGAGAGAGAGGCGACAAGCAAAUAAUGCUAGGGAAAGGAUACGUAUUAGGGACAUCAAUGAAGCUUUAAAAGAACUUGGAAGAAUGUGUAUGACACAUUUAAAGACAGACAAACCUCAAACGAAGCUUGGUAUCCUUAAUAUGGCUGUUGAAGUUAUCAUGACACUUGAACAGCAAGUUAGAGAACGAAAUCUUAAUCCAAAAGCAGCAUGCCUGAAAAGAAGAGAAGAAGAAAAAGCAGAAGAUGGACCAAAGUUACCUGGUCAUUUAGCUGCCCACAUAGCACAUCCACAUCCUCACCCUCAUGCACAUUCUCAACCACCCUUUCCCGCGUUGCCUGGUCCACCACCUUCCCUUCAACACAAUCCAACGCAGCCGCAGUAGCAGCGGCUCUGCGGCGGUAUCAUCCUGUGUUAAGGGGUAGAUACACCUUAAAAUUGGCUAGUCUACAAAUAUGACUUGCAUGUACUUAUCAAAACUUUUUUCUAUCCUUAUGGGCUAAAUAAGUCAAAAUAUAAUUGUAUUGUUUCGAUUGAGACAUAAGCUUAUCGUCCAUAUUGUUCAGUAUUUUAAUAGUGACUUAUAAUUUAACAUCAAAUAAUUUUAAAAUUAAUGACACAUUAAUUUCUUUUUUACUUUUGAAAUACAUAUAUGUUAUAGAUGUUUAACACAUCACUCAAUAAGUCACAGGUCUAACAUAAACAGUGCGUGUAGAAAGUAUUCGUUCAUUGAUUAAAUUUCGUAAAUGAAAUAAAUAGGAAGAAAAGAUUGGAAAUAACAUUAAAAAAAUGGAAUACUGGAAUUAAAUUAUUUUUUAAGACGAAAGUAAAUUUAAUAUUCUUGGAUCCGAUGGACGCUGCACUGUAUGGAGGAAAAAAAUGAAAAGCCUAAAACCAGAAAACUUGCGACCCACAAUGGAACACUGUAGAGGUUCUGUACUUGUUUGGGGCUGCAUGAGUGCAACUGGUGUUGGCACAUUAAAAUUUAUUGACGGAAUAAUGAACCAUCGGACCUAUAUUGAUAUUUUAAAAUGCAAUCUUUCUUCUAAUGCAGAACAAAUGGAUAUAAGAGAUAAUUUUAUUUUUAUGCACGACAACGACCCAAAACACAUUGCUUACAAUACCAGAAUGUGGAUAUUGCAUAAUAUACCCGAGUAUCUAAAAACUUCUCCGCAAUUUUCAGAUAUAAAUUUAAUAGAACAUCUGUGGGAUUAUUUAAAACGCAAAAUUAGAAUACAUCAUAUUUCCUGUAAAAGAUCCUUAAAAAAUCGAUCAUGGAGAAAUGGAACAAGAUCUCACCUCAAUGAACAUCAAAAUUAUUUUAGUUAAUUCAAUGCCUAGAAGAGUUGCGGCAAUUAUAAAAUCAAAAGUAACAAACAUUCAAGAAAGCAAUCUAGUAAUGUGUUUACAUUGUAAUUUAAAUACGAAUAUAUAUAAAAGAACUGGACGAAUACUUAUUGCUCGUAUGUUUCUGCCAAUUUUUUUGUUUUUGUAUGAAUACUUUCUACACCCACUGUAUAUGGCAACAUUGUUGACAGACCCAUGUGAUUUUCGCGUAAUAUUAACUUUCAAACAGCAUGUGUCAAAAUUUCUUUUGUCGUUUGGACUGUGACAACAGUACAGCCAAUGCACAUGCAUACAAUGUUUAAACAUAAGAUAAUGGGAUGGGGAAUGUCAGAGAGACAAAAGAGCGAACACCAAGAAACGAUCAGUCCGAAAAAGCCACGAGAGUAUAAAAAUUCAUUGCAGCAAACGAAGUUUACUGUCAGUCCCUAAGGACUGACGCAGCACUCAACGUGUUAAACUGUUUUUUGAUGGGGGAAAAUACUGUUGAAGCCAAACAGUGGCUUGAUAAGUAUUAUGGGAACUCUGCACCAAAGAAAUCAACUAUUAUUGACUAGUAUGCUGAAUUUAAGCACCAAUGAUGCUGAACACUUUGGUCACCCAAAAUCGGCAGUUGUUCCGGAA